Rhipicephalus microplus (southern cattle tick) is the source of this 1167-nucleotide messenger RNA. Its product is annotated as phospholipid-transporting ATPase ABCA3. The record is from RefSeq and is a predicted model, not a curated record. Gene Ontology annotation, biological process: lipid transport; transmembrane transport. Gene Ontology annotation, cellular component: membrane; intracellular membrane-bounded organelle. Lineage: Eukaryota; Metazoa; Arthropoda; Arachnida; Ixodida; Ixodidae. Gene Ontology annotation, molecular function: ATP hydrolysis activity; ATP binding; lipid carrier activity.
AUAAAAUUAAGCACUAUGUUCGCUACGAAAGCUACAGAACCAUCUACAAAGACAUUCAUUAGAGAGGAUACGGCGGACAACAAUUCACUGCGCUACAAGGGUCUUCUAAAGAGCGAAGAUAUACCGUGUGAUUUUGCUGCGAAUGUUUUAGGCACUCUUCUGGAGAAGUACCACGAGAACUACUUUGAAUACUUGUCCACUUAUGCCUUCGGAAGUGUAUUCAACAAUACAGUAAUCGAGAUGUGGACAAACCCAUUAAGCUUACUAGGGUCAUGGAUCUUACAAAACCUGAUUGACACAACGCUGCUAAUUCAACAAACUGGCCAGCCGAACGCACGCUUUGACACUGGCAUUUCAGUAGUGCAGAUGACGACGGAAGAAGCAAAGGACGGGGGAUCAAAGUCCGAGGGUCCUCUAGAAGAAGUGAAGGAUUUCAUCAUGUACAACUGGCUCUACUGGGGAUUAUUAAUGCCUAUGAGCAUUGGACUGAUUACAUCUAGCUUCGUAGUCAACCCUUCGAAUGAAAUACUCAAUGAAGCCCGAGACUUGCAGCUGAUGACUGGUGUAUCAGGAUGUCUUUACAUUGGGACCAAUUUUGUUUUUGAUUUGUUGUUCUAUAUAACACCAUUGACGGCAAUAUACUUUGGAUUCGCAACGGCCUUUAACCUCUCAAGUAGCACACAUGCGACGCUGGUUCUUGUGAUGUUAUCAUCCGCUCCUGUCAAUAUAUUUCUACCUUACCUCAUUUGUGAGCAUAGCGCAGAUGGUGGUUCAUCCUACGCCGCUAUUCUUGGGAUAUACGCAGUCGGAGGUCCAGCUCUUGUCCUCGCCUACCUCUUUACAACUACAUUCAAUGAAGAGAGAGAUUGGAGGACUGUUUUUUUGUUUUUUCCUCCAUUCCAACUACCAGCAGCUUUUGUACGAGCCGUAAGUUUUGAAAAAGAAAUGACAGCAUGCGACUACAUGCGACAGAAAAAAUCGAGGGAUGGCAUCUUCUGUUGGUUUGCUGGAAAGUUCAGUUCUGCAAUCAAACAUUGCUGCGAUGGUGUUUUUGUGCGCAGACAUCUGCACGGCAGAGCAGCAACUUCAAAUUCGAAAGGAGCAAGCCUUUGUCCGCCAAAUCAGAAGGGCCUCCACAGAAGUUAAUGGGGUGGGGGACAUUUCACA